Messenger RNA from Ectocarpus sp. CCAP 1310/34, 2721 nucleotides. Lineage: Eukaryota; Phaeophyceae; Ectocarpales; Ectocarpaceae. The record is from the annotation of a GenBank genome assembly.
AUGGACGCCAUGGUCACUUCAACGUCACCGUCGCCGAUGGUAACGUUCGCGGCAGCGGCGGUGGCGACGUGCUCCGCAACGGCACUGGCUGCUACUGCCAGAGCCCCCGUCGGUGGCAGCGGUGGUGGCGGCUUCGGCCAGAACCCCGGUGGCGGUGACAGCAGCAAUGUGAGUGGCGGCCUCGGCCAGAACCACGUUGGCGGCAGCGGGGGUGGCAGCUGCGGCCAGAACUCCGGUGACGGUGGCAGCAGCAAUGUGAUUGGCGGCCUCGGCCAGAACCACGUUGGCGAAAGCGGGGGUGGCGGCUUCGGCCAGAACUCCAGCUGCGGCAUGAGCGGCAACGUGCGUGGCACCAUGGGUGGCGGCCUCGGGGUGGCGGCUUCGGCCACAACUCCCGGCAUGGGCGGCAACGCGCGUGGCACCGGGGGUGGCGGCCUCGACCACAACUCCAAAGGCGGUAUCGAAAGCGCCGGGCUUGCCAUGGCCGCCGCUCUCAUGCGGCCGGACAUGCCCGCGGCGCUUGACAUCAACGAUCUGCAUAUCGCCGUCGGCCAUGCACAUGAGCGCAUGGUCCGCGAGGCCGCCCGGCAGAUGCGAAUCCGGGUCACCGGCUCUCUGUCGUUCUGCGACGGAUGUGCUGUUGGGAAGGAUAUACGCAAGGCGUUCUCGACGACGACGACAUCCACAGCCUCGCGGCCUCUCCAGCGCCUCUUCGCCGACCUCACAGGCCAGCUUCCUGCGUCUACCGGCGGUGCCACCUACUACCUCGUCCUGGUCGAUGACUACACCAACGACGGCAUCACCAAACUCAUGCCGAACAAGCAGGCAAAGAACCUCACGAAAACCCUCCGCAAGAUCCUCGUUUACCUUCACUCCCCGCGGACCGUCCACGGCGAUUUCCAGUUUCGGCGGACGGACAACGGCACGGAGCUGGUCAACGCGUCGGUGAGCGAUCUGCUUCUGGAGUUCGGCAUAGCCCGGAAGCUGACGUCCCUGGAAGGAGGGCACAGGCGUUACGGAAAGGUGGAGCGUCGGAUUGGGCUGGUCCGGGAGGGCGGCAUCUCCGCCAAGAUCGAGCCGAAAGUCAGUCGGUGCUUCUACUUGAGCCCCGGUGACUCCCACUCCCUCGACUGCUCCAAAGUUAUCUUCCCCACAGGCAUCGCGGGGUACACCACGGGCGUUGUUAGGGGAAACCGACGUCAGGCGUUCGUUGGCCUCCUCCCGACGUAUAACGGGGGCGUCGUUUCUGUAUCGGCGGUCGCGGCGCCGCCGGGGGCGGCGGUGCCGGCACCAGCAUCAGCAUCGACGACACCGACAGCGACGGCGGCAGCGGCGACAGCGGCCGCAACGGCGGCGGCGCGGACGGCUUCGGCCCGAGAGCAUCCGAGCGAGGGGAGCGUAUACCCUCCCUUGUCUGCUUUCCCUCCCGUCCCCCCCGCCCCCUCCGCCUCCCCGCUGUCACCCGUGCCCGCCGCAGCUCCACACCUUCAGCGGCAGCAGGACCGCCACCAGGCUACACAGGCGGCCACCCGAGCACGUGCGCGGCAGGUCAUCGCCGGUGGAGCAGCUCCCGGGAUGCCGGGCGCGCUUGCGCUUCUUGCUUCGGAGGAGGAUGUCACCGCUUCGCUCGCCGCCCCGUCUUUCCCGGAUGAGCCCCCGCUACCCGUCGAACCGGCAUGUGACCUCGAGUCCGGCGACAACUGGAAGGCACCCGGCAAUGACUCCCUCCCUGCCGAGUUGCUCAAGAUAGACGACGACGACGACGAGGAACCCAUCGUCCUGGAGCACUUCCAUGCCAUCCUCGUUGAGGUGUGGAACGGAGGAGAGAUUCCCCAAGAGUGGAAGGACGCUACCAUCAAGGUGUUGUACAAGAAGGGGAACGUCCCGGUCAAGAUCAUCACCAACCGCCUGAGUGCCUUCUGCGAAACCAACAAUAUCCUUCCGGAGAAACAAUGCGGGGUCCGACCUGGACGAUCCACCAUCGACAUGCUGUUCGUCGUGCGCCGACUGCAGAAGUUGGGGCGGAAAAGGAAAAUAACACUCUACAUGUGCUUCGAUCUGAAGAAGGCGUAUGAUUCAGUGAACCGAGAGCUGCUGUGGAGUGUGCUGGCCAGGGCCGGGAUUCCAGAGGAGAUGAUCGCCGUCAUCCGCCAAUUUCACGACGGAAUGCAAGCCUGGGUGCGCAUGGACGAUGGAGAGUUUUCGGCCUGGUUCUGGGUCACACAAGGCCUACGACAAGGGUGUGUGCUGUCCCUGCUGCUGCUCAAUAUCUUCCUCGCCGCGGUCAUCGAGGUCGUUGCCAUUGGAUUCAGCAAGGAUGAUGUUAUUCCGCAGAACCUGAUGUACCUUGAGGAGGAGACGGGAGCGGGGGCGAGGACACCACUUGACCGAGAGCGAAGGGCGGCAUGGGGGAUGCUGUAUGGCGAUUACGCCGGCGUCAUUUCGAUGUAUGCCGAAGGACUGGCAAAAAUGAUGACCGUCAUCGUGGAGGUGUUCGGGGAGUUCGGGCUGGCGGUAUCGAGGAAGAAGACGGAGACGCUCCUGAUGCGCGCGAAGGAGAAGCAGACAACAACACCACCGCCCCCCCCGCCGCCACCGCUGAUCAUCGAGGCAGUAGGGCAGAGGUACGCCCAGACGACUAAAUCCCGGUACCUAGGUGGCCUCGUCAACGAACAUGGCGACCUCACCCGGGAGAUCAAUCACCGUAGCAGAACAGCGUAG